AUGACAAGGUUGCCAUUCAAAGGCGACACAAGUACUCUUGGAAAUUCUCAGGAAAUUGCAUUAAGAAGAUAUUUAUCUAUGGAAAGAAGACUUGACUCCAAUAUUGAGUUAAAAUUGGAAUAUGUGAAAUUUAUGCAAGAUUACGAAAAUCUCAGACAUAUGUCGAUGGUUAAGGAUUUGGAUUUAAAUUCUCCCCACUAUUUUAUCCCACAUCAUUAUGUAAUUAAACCAGAUAGCACAACUACUAAAUUACGUGUAGUUUUUGAUGCUUCAGCUCGUACAUCACCACAAGUGUCAUUAAAUGAGUUAUUAAUGGUGGGCCCUACAAUCCAAAAUGAACUUGUAAUAACAUUAUUAAGAUUUCGAUUGUAUCAAUAUGGAAUAACGGCUGACAUAACAAAAAUGUAUAGACAGUUUUGGCUACAUCCAAGUGAUCGCAAUUUUCAACUAAUUUUGUGGCGUGAGCAUAAAUCGCAAAAUAUUUCAGUUUAUCAACUUAAUACUGUUACAUAUGGUACGAGUUCUGCGCCAUUUCUUGCAACCCGUUGCUUACACUACAUUGCAGAUAACUCUCCUUACAGUAAAGAAACAGGUAAAAUGAUAUUAAAACGGGAUUUUUAUGUCGAUGACAUGAUCUCAGGAGCAGAUGACUUGGAGACAUUGCAAGCCAUCAAAAAUGAAACUACCGAAAUAUUGAAUUUCUACAACCUAUCGUUAACAAAGUGGAAUAGCAACAAUGUUAACAUCACUGCACCAAAUGUUAAACUUACAGAUAUUGAGACUGCAAGAGAUAUGGCAUGUCCACUUGAAAUGUUAUGGAAUACGAAAGAAGACUAUUUUUGCUUCACUUUGUAA
Messenger RNA from Teleopsis dalmanni, 855 nucleotides. RefSeq lists its product as uncharacterized. The transcript has a single exon. NCBI's taxonomy places the organism in Eukaryota, Metazoa, Arthropoda, Insecta, Diptera, Diopsidae. The record is from RefSeq and is a predicted model, not a curated record. The coding region runs from base 1 to 855 and encodes 284 amino acids.